AUGACAACGGCGACUUUGGCUCCUGUGCCUGCCCCGUCGACCAUCGUCAGCUGCACCACCGCUGUCCCGAAUGCAAUUCAGAACCCAUCGUUUGAGAACGGUUUCACCAACUGGGGCUACGCUAGUGGCACCUCAGGGUCAGUGGUUAGCGGUGAUGCUGCCGAUGGCGACUAUUAUCUCGAGGCCAGCGGUAAUCAGGCGCGCUCCAGCAUCCUAUUCUACCAGUUUUCCCAGAAUCUGGUGGGAGGCAAGACAUACACCGCAUCACUGGACUGGGCUAUCUCCCCCUCGACAACGGGCCAGUUGACAUGCCGCCUAUACUGGUACAUGGACAGAUUUGGCAGCUCGAUUGGCUCGACGUCGGUCACGGUCCCUACUGCAGGCAUGGGCUGGACCCCUUUCUCGGCCACAUACACCCCCACGACCGAUGGCUCGCAUCUCGUUGAGAUCUAUGCUUACUGCCAGUCCAGCAACUCCGACUGGAGGGGCGCAGCAAUCAAGAUCGACAAUCUCAAGCUGAGCGAUGGCGUGGCUGUUACCUCUUGCGUCACUAGCACGGUGACCCCGACGGCGACUCCUGUGCUGCCGACUUCUUCGGUGGUUGUGACCUCGUCGUCCAGCGUGAUCGUACCGACCAGCCUUGUGAGCUCAUCGCCUGUGGCAUCGAUUAUUCCAUCGUCCUCGGUCGUUUCCUUGUCAAUUGUUCCUUCCAACGUUCCCUCCAGCUUCCCUUCCAGCAUUCCCUCUAGCAUUCCCUCCAGUGGUCCCUCCAGUGUUCCCUCCAACAUUCGUUCGUCAUCUGUUGUGUCUUUCUCUCCCUCUGCCUCGGCGAUCCCUUCCAGCUCCUCGGUAAUUGUGUCCCAGCCAGGGCGGCCUUUGAGCAGCUCUGCCUUGGUUCAGCCAAGCCCUAGCUCCUCGCCCGUCGUUUCUCCCUCGGCCACCAGCUCCCGGCCACUUAUUCGCACGACCUCAACAGCCAAUGCAGGCACAGUAAGCCGUCAAACCGGCUCAUCCCCUUCGAAUCAAGACUUCACAACCUCAACCGUCUUCACCACUCGCACGGCGACCAUCACCGCCUGCCCCUCCAGCGUAACCGACUGCCCGGUCAGAUCGCGAACCACUUACCUAACCACCGAGACCGUCCUGGUGUCCACCACAAUCUGCCCCAUCACAGAAGCCGGCGGCAGCACCACCACCACCACCACCGCAGGCUCCUCGAAUGGGUCUCCGGCUGGCGCCUCGGCUGAGUCUGGCUCUGGCUCUGCCUCUGCCUCUGGCCCGAGCAGUGGAGGAGCAUCUGGGCACUCUUCUGGAUUGGUGACUGGGCAUUCCGGAUCGGGUAGCUCUGGGGCUUCUGGUCAGUCGCCUGUCGGCAUGCCAGUGCCUUCAUCCUCGACCACUGGAUCGACGUCUCAGAGCACGACGACCAGUGCAACGGGGGCUCUGUUCACGGGCGCGGCUUCGGUGCAGCGGGUGACUGUUUUCCAGGGGUUGGUUUCUUUGGGUGCUGUUCUCAUGGCGAUGGUGUUGUAG
Aspergillus homomorphus CBS 101889 is the source of this 1533-nucleotide messenger RNA. RefSeq lists its product as uncharacterized. Bases 1 to 1533 code for a protein of 510 amino acids. NCBI's taxonomy places the organism in Eukaryota, Fungi, Ascomycota, Eurotiomycetes, Eurotiales, Aspergillaceae. Gene Ontology annotation, molecular function: hydrolase activity, acting on glycosyl bonds. The transcript has 4 exons. The record is from RefSeq and is a predicted model, not a curated record.